AUGGAGGAAUCAUGGACUAAUUGGUUAUGUGAAAUGGAUCCAGAUGAUUACAGUUUCAUCAACCAAUCAAGCAUAAAUGCAGACAUUGUUAGUAGUUUUGAGAGUAACUUAGAGUUAGAAAGGCCUUCAAAGUUACUCAAAACAGCUUCCUCAUCAACUUGUUCAUACAAUAUUUCGUUUGAAAAUGAAAAUCCACCACCAGUAAGAGUUGAACCAGCUUUGAAGCCAAAAUACAAAACUGUGAACUCAAAGAUGAACAGUUCAUUUUUAAAAUCUACAACUCAUCACAUACCAGAUCAUAUUAUUGCUGAGAGAAUGAGGAGAGAAAAGAUUAGCCAACAAUUCAUAGCUCUUUCAGCUCUUAUUCCAAAUCUAAAAAAGGUAGACAAGGCUUCUGUGUUAUGUAAUGCUAUUAAAUAUGUGAAGGAGCUUAAGGAGCAAGUGAAACUGUUGGAGGAACAAACCAAAAAGAAAAGUGUAGAAUCAAUGAUGGAUGAAGAUACUUCGUACACUUCCUCAUGUAAUGAAACCUCAAAAACAAAUCUGAUACUGCCAGAAGUUAAAACUAGGUUGUCGGGUAAGAAUGUGGUGAUUCGAAUCCUCUGUGAGAAAGAUAAGGCAGUGAUGGUGAAUGUGUAUAGAGAGAUAGAGAAACUUCAUCUCUCAGUUAUCAAUGGAAGUUCAUUGUGCUUUGGUUCGUCUGUUCUGGCCAUAACCAUCAUUGCUAAGACGGAGGAUGCAUUGAAAACGAGCAUGGAGAAAGUGGCAAAAAACGUGAGAGUUGGAUUGUUGUAA
Molecule: messenger RNA, 795 nt
Organism: Vicia faba (fava bean)
Lineage: Eukaryota; Viridiplantae; Streptophyta; Magnoliopsida; Fabales; Fabaceae
Source: the annotation of a GenBank genome assembly